Messenger RNA from Mercenaria mercenaria, 4787 nucleotides. RefSeq lists its product as uncharacterized. The record is from RefSeq and is a predicted model, not a curated record. Lineage: Eukaryota; Metazoa; Mollusca; Bivalvia; Venerida; Veneridae. The annotation marks the transcript as partial. The transcript is spliced from 3 exons.
CUUAUUCAGAAGCAUACAUUAAACAAUGGAGAACUGAUGAAAUAGACCAAGCAUUGAUGGAUUCAGCGAGAGAGAAGUUCAAGAAACACAAGGCGCUCGUAAUCACCGGACCUAAGGGAAGUGGAAAGACCAAUUUUGCUGUGAAUCUUGUGUCCACUUGUUAUGAGGAGAAUCAAUGUGUAGUUCUUACAGAAACAAGUGAAUGGAAACACGUGAUCCUUGGUGAAGUCAGCGUUAUAAUUAUUGACGAAUUUGCAGGCAAAUUCAAAUAUAACGCCUCCACGGCUGAAGGAUGGCUAAAUAAGUUUGACCUGAUUUAUGCAGCUGUGGUCCAAGGAAAAGUGAAUGUGAUAGUAACAUGUGAAACAGGCCGCUUUAACAAGGUUUUAAAGGCCUGUUCUGGACAUGCUCUGCUGAACCACAGAAUCAAGAUGCCAGGUAGAGGUACUGGAAACAUAACUGUUAAGGAGGAACCCUUAUCUCCAGUUUCUGAUUCACCAGAUAUUCUCGAAAUGGACGAAGCAGCUGUCAUUUAUUCAAGGGAAGAUAAAAGAGAGGCUCCAGGGCGAAAUGUAAAAGAAAACUUGCCCGAAUAUAGGUUAAUCAGAGACACAAAACUUGAUAUAGGUAUGUUUGACUAUUGUGAAAUGCCAGAUGGGACGGUAGUCUGCAUUGGAUACUCUAAAGCCGAUGUUUUAAAAGACUAUAUAACAAAGCUUAAUUUGAGAAAUUGUACGACGGAGGGACCUGUUAACCUUGAUUAUCGUGCACGUUGUAUAUCCUUUACCGAAGGGCAGGAGAUUAUGAUCUUCUCGCAGGAAGAAAACAAGAUGCAGCAUGCGACCGUUAAUGACUCGGGCAUAGAACUUGGAGAAAUUAAAAACAUGCCGGUUUAUCAAGGCUGGAGCGGGGUGCGUGUACAUGGAGGGAAAUACAUUAUGUACACGAAUGUGUCUGUUGGUAUUUAUGACCAGACCUGGAAACGUAUUCGUGAAAUUACGCACGAUCGCGAUAAUAAUCCUUUAUUUUAUGACACCUUACCCUCUAGUGAAAGCAAACAAAGUAAAAACAAACAUAUUACAGAUAUUACAACAGGGGAAGAACUUUUCUUUGUCAGCUCAAAGGUGAAAAUUGUGGUAUGUAAUUAUGAUGGAGAUGUAACGCGGGUAUUUCGAUCUGAAUCAAAUGGCAUUGCCGUUUAUAGCGAGCAACUGCUACUCACAUGGUCAGAUCACAUAGUUUCAGUCUAUUCCGUUACAGGAGUAUUUAAAAAAAUGCUGCUUCAUGAAAACAAUAUACAAAAUUUGUUUUAUUUAAAAAAGAAUAAAAUGUUGUUCCUUAGAAAAUCCGAGAGAGAAAAAAUAUUUUGUAUUGAAGAUAGCUCUACUUGAAAUUGACAUGAUUUAUAAAUGGCAAAAAAUGUGAUAUCCUAACUAAUUACAAAAUCACUUUCCCCCGCCAGAAGUUAUGAUUUUCGUACAUAUGUAUUUACUACCGAUAAAAUUUAAGCAAUUAAAAUAUUAAGUUUGAAUGAGAGAUUUAUUCUGAUGCGCCUUGGGUUCAUAUUCAUCAACGUUUAAAGUAUAUAUUAUUAUUAUUAUAGUACAGUUACACCUUUCAUUUUGCACGAGUGAUUGUUAGAUAAGUAUAAACUACGAGGUCUUAAGUAUGCAGCUAUAGGUUGCUCAGAAAAGUUUUAUGGUACGAAUAUGUUAUAACAAUAAUUGCAUGUUGAAUGUUUCCGAGUUUCGUUCUUCGAACGUUGAUGCAUGCGUGACGGUGUCUAUUCGUAAGAAGUGUCUUAAUUUUUUUUACCCUGGCGAAAUUCAUCUUCGAAGUUGUGUUAUUGCAAAAGUAAUAAAUACAAAUGUUUUUCCUGGCGAGUAUAUCCUAAUUUUAUUCUCCAUUUAAAAAGAUACGAGUAUAAACAGCAGUUUGUGAAACUGGUAUACGCAUUAGGGUAUUUGGUAGAAAAAAAUCAAAAGGUACCUGAAAACCAGUACAGCAGACAUAAAAUGUCUUAUUUUCAAUGUGUACCAGUAUAAGAAAAUUUUACCUGUUCAAAUCAUGCAUAUCAGAUUUUCAUUUUUGCAGAGCCUUGCCUUUAGUUUUGCCAAAAUAUUAACAUCUUUGUAUCAAAACAUUACUUUUGAAAAGACGAUACUUUUAUAAGAUUUUGUCAAACAGCAAUUUGCAACAGUAGGCAUUUUCGAAACUUGAUGCUCUUUGGACAUCAGACUUUGUUUAAAGCUGUGCUAGUCCAAACAGUAGGCCUGUUUAUACGAUCAUUCAGACAUAAACCUUUACAAACAAUACUUCUUUUACUACUAGAAGGCCAAAUGUACUAAAACUCUUGCUUUUUGUUAGCUCACCUGUCACAAAGUGACAAGGUGAGCUUUUGUGAUCGCGCGGCGUCCGUCGUCCGUCCCUGCGUCCGUACACUUUUUGUUGUGACCACUCUAGAGGUCACAUUUUUUGUGGGAUCUUUAUGAAAGUUGGUCAGAAUGUUCAUCUUGAUGAUACCUAGGUCAAGUUCGGAACUGGGUCACGUGCCUUCAAAAACUAGGUCAGUAGAUCUAAAAAUAGAAAAACCUUGUGACCUCUCUAGAGGCCAUAUAUUUCACAAGAUCUUCAUGAAAAUUAGUGAGAAUGUUCACCUUGAUGAUAUCUAGGUCAAGUUCGAAACUGGGUUACGUGCCGUCAAAAACUAGGUCAGUAGGUCUAAAAAUAGAAAACCUUGUGACCUCUUUAGAGGCCAUAUAUUUCAUAAGAUCUUCAUGAAAAUUGGUCAGAACGUUCACCUUGAUGAUAUCUAGGUCAAGUUUGAAACUAGGUUACGUGCCAUUAAAAACUAGGUCAGUAGGUUAAAUAAUAGAAAAACCUUGUGACCUCUCUAAAGGCCAUAUUUUUCUGGGAUCUGUAUGAAUGUUGGUCUGAGUAUUCAUCUUAAUGAUAUCUAGGUCAAGUUUGAAACUGGGUCACGUGCAGUCAAAAACUAGGUCAGUAGGUCUAAAAAUAGAAAAACCUUGUGACCUCUAUAGAGGCCAUACUUGUGAAUGGAUCUUCAUAAAAGAUUGGUCAGAAUGUUUAUCUUGAUGAUAUCUAGGUCUAGUUCGAAAGUGGGUCAAGUGUCGUCAAAAAGUAGGUCAGUAGGUCAAAUAAUAGAAAAACCUUGUGACCUCUCUGAAGGUCAUAUUUUUCAUGGGAUCUGUAUGAAAGUUGGUCUGAAUGUUUAUCUUGAUGAUGUAUAGGUCAAGUUUGAAAUUGGGUCAACUGCGAUCAAAAACUAGGUCAGUAGGUCUUAAAAUAGAAAAACCUUGUGACCUCUCUAGAAGCCAUACACUUGAAUGGAUCUUCAUAAAAAUUGGACAGAAUGUUCACCUUGAUGAUAUCUAAGUCAGUUUUGAAACUGGGUCACGUGACUUUAAAAACUAGGUCAGUAGGUCAAAUAAUAAAAAAACCUUGUGACCUCUUUGGAGGCCAUACUUUUCAUGGGAUCUUUAUGAAAAUUGGUCUGAAUGUUCAUCUUGAUGAUAUCUAGUUCAAGUUUGAAACUGGGUCAACUGCGGUCAAAAACUAGGUCAGUAGGUGUAAAAUUAGAAAAAUAUUUUGGCCUCUCUAGAGGCCAUAUUUUUCAAUGGAUCUUCAUGAAAAUUGGUCAGAAUUUUUAUCUUGAUGAUAUCUAGGUCAAGUUCAAAACCGGGUCACAUGAGCGCAAAAACUAGGCCACUAUGUCAAAUAAUAGAAAAAAACGACGUCAUACUCAAAACUAGGUCAUGUGGGAAGAGGUGAGCGAUUCAGGACCAUCAUGGUCAUCUUGUUUAAUAUUGUUUUGUUUAAGUUAGAUUAAGAGUCGCAUCGAUAUAUUUCAAGUCAUAUGGCGGUAUUUCCAGCUUUGGUUGUGGAGAAAGACCCCGGGUAUACCUCCAAAUAUUGUUUCUGGCAUGGACGAGCACCUGGGUAGAACCAACAACUUACCGGAAGCUAGGUGGAUAUCUUCCUCACAUGAAGACGUCUACAUCACAAUCGAGGUUUUGAGCCCAUAUCGAUGAUUGUCAAGUGACCAUAACCACUUGGCAACGUAGGACCCCGACUGCAAAUUUGGUGGUUCUUUUUAGAAUACAAACAAAUUAAGUCGGUAUCUGAAGGAUUCUUGUUGCUAGGAAUAAAUAGGAAACAUUAUGGGAGAAAACUUUCCUGCAAUCCAAAUAGCUGUAGAUUAGUAUUUAGUUUAUUCUUUUUAACUUAUUUUUAACUUGUAUCAAACUUACACACGUUAUGACCAUGGGAUAAAAAAUCAUUAACCUGGAGUAAAAAGUGGCCACUUGUUUUACAUCUAGACAUACUGUAACGAAGUUCAAUUCCUUUGAAUAUGACGAUAUGCCUUGACACUUUCGAUUUGUAACAUUUAUAUAUCUAUAAUAAUUUAUAUGAAAACCCAGACUUUGAUAAUCUAUUGAAAAAUAAAUUCAAGAAAUCAGCUGCAACAUCAGAUGCUAUAGACGGAUGUGCAAUUGCGCACGAGUUGCAAAUACUUCGCGUAUUUUGUAUUGUUUGAACAUUUAUGGUUGUUUUACGUUGUUUUUUGUUGCUGGUUUUUUUUUCAGUAAAACAACCGAAAUUUCAGGUUUGGAUCAUUACAAUACAUCUUUUUAUUAGGUUAAGUGUGUAUUAUUCAAAUACGCUUGGCUGGUUUGGUAUUUGGACCAGUUGAAUAGAAAUAAGAAUACGUAUGAAGAUUUUGAAUUACUUAAUGAAAUUCGUAAAUAAAUUGUAUUUCAAACUGA